Chara braunii is the source of this 833-nucleotide messenger RNA. The record is from the annotation of a GenBank genome assembly. NCBI's taxonomy places the organism in Eukaryota, Viridiplantae, Streptophyta, Charophyceae, Charales, Characeae.
GUGGGGAUGGUGGAGGUGGUCAUGAUGGGUUGGGAGAGGGUUUGGGAGUGCCGGGGGGGAAGAGGGGUGACUUUGAUGGGCGAGGAAUGAGGCGGUGUGCUGGAUGCGCCGGAUGAGGGAGGAGGUGGAGGGAACUGAACGAUGGUGGGGAUUGAAGGGUUGGUGGAUAUGGCGGUAGAGGUGGUAGGAGUGGAGGAGGUCGGCGGGGGGGUGUUGCUAGAGGCGGAUGUGGAGGAGGGAGUGGUUUGCGUUGUGGAGGUUGGAGUGGUUUGCACUGUAGAGGUUGGAGUGGUUUGCACUGUGGGGGUUGGAGUGGUUUGCGCGGUGGUGACGACCGUGAUGGAGGGGGUGGUCCCUUCGAGCGUGGUGACGCGGUCGCAUAAGGACGACACGUUGGCCUUUAUGUCGUCGAGAGAGGCGAUGACGGAGGUUUGGAAGGUGUUGAGUGCAUGGAGGAUGGCAGAGAGGUCGGGGGUGGCGGUGUUUGCUGGUGGUUGUUCGCCUGCGAGGUUGCGGGCGAUGCUAUCGACUGAGUCGGUGCGGAUGUCAGACAUGUUGAUGGAGGAUGCGGCCAUGUCAGGGGAAGACGGGGUGGAAGACGUGGCCUGAACGGGUGUGGAGGAUGCUGCAGCAGGGGUGGCGGCGGCAGCAGCGGCCGCGGCGGCGGCGGCACGUUGGGAGUUCUUGGUUUGGCGUGGUGGCAUGUGGUUGGUGGGGGGGGAAUCCCCUUUUUUUUUUUUUUAGUCAAUAAAUUCAAAAAUAAUGAUAAUCGGCAAGAUUUUUCACAAAAAUAAAAAUAAAUAAAUAAAAUAAAAUAAACGUUGAACAGAAAG